Messenger RNA from Pleuronectes platessa (European plaice), 3573 nucleotides. RefSeq names its product immunoglobulin superfamily containing leucine-rich repeat 2 (gene islr2). Gene Ontology annotation, molecular function: protein binding. The coding region runs from base 229 to 2352 and encodes 707 amino acids. The record is from RefSeq and is a predicted model, not a curated record. The transcript has 2 exons. Lineage: Eukaryota; Metazoa; Chordata; Actinopteri; Pleuronectiformes; Pleuronectidae.
AAAGCGCACGACGGACUGGAAGCAGCGACUCAACGGGAAAAAAGAUGUGCCCUCCACCGCCCUUCAGCAGCGCUGCCCAGGUCCGCAGGAGUCAUGUGAAGGGAUCCACCACAUAGGAGGACGAGGACUUUCCCUUUUCUUACAUCAUUAAACUUAUUUCAGAGGAGCGUAAAAACUCAGAGGGUGAUUUAUAAGACGUUUGGAUUGAAGUUCACAUAAGACAAGAAAAUGGCGAGAAGGCUCCUGCAGCUCGUCGCCUUGUGGACUUUCAUGAUUGGAGUUGUGCAGUGCUGCCCGGAGCUCUGCAGCUGCCAAGACAAAUCUGCCCACCAGUUCGCCGACUGUGCUUACAAGGACCUGCUGGAGGUACCUUUGGGUCUCCCCUCCAACGUGACCACUGUGAGCCUUUCCGCCAACAAGAUGAAGUUACUGAAAAGCAAAAGCUUUGUAAACAUACCCCAGGUCACCUCCCUCUGGCUGGCCCACAAUGAGAUUGUGACCAUAGAGACGGGAACCUUGGCCCCCCUCAUCCAGCUCCGCAACCUGGACAUCAGUUACAACAAAAUUGUGAACUUUCCAUGGGAGGAUCUGCACAACCUCACUGCCCUGCAGCUCCUGAAAAUGAACAACAAUGAAAUGGUGAACCUGCCGAAGGAUGCCUUCUCCACGCUCAAAGAACUGAGGUCCCUGCGAAUCAACAACAACAAGUUUACCACCAUUGUGCAGGGAACCUUCACUGCUCUCGCCGCCAUGUCCCACCUUCAGAUCUUCAACAACCCUUUCACGUGCUCCUGCCGCCUGGAAUGGCUCAGGGACUGGAUCUCAACAACCAAGAUCUCUGUUCCUGAUCCAAAUUCAAUUCUGUGUGACGCCCCCGAACACAUGAAGGGUGCAAUGGUUACAAACAUCCCUAAACUGGACUGUAGGGCCCCAACUGUCGCUAUAACCAAUCAGCCCAACCUCGAGAGCACAGAGCUUCAAGAGGGUUACCUGGUCAUCUUAAACUGUGAGCCCAAAGGAAGUCCCAAACCACAACUCACGUGGGAGGUGAUAGCAGGAAAUCAAAAUUAUCUCUUCCCCCUGCCUUCCACUGUAGAAAUAAACGACGCGCCAGUUAAUGAUAAAACCACCAAUAAUCGAUUCCUUGUCUUUAGAAAUGGCACUCUCAUCAUCCCUCGUUUGAGUAAAAAGGAGGAAGGAAACUACAGCUGCUCUGCGGUGAAUGACUUGGGCAGAGCAGAGAGCAGCGUUCGAGUGGUUGUGGCAGGAACCACGAAACAUCCCAGCAACUCAAUACCUGACCCUAAAAUGGACAAUUUCAAUCCAUCUGGUAAAAAAACCACAGACUCAAAAAAACUCAAAAACAAAGUGAUCAACUGGACCAAGCCUGAUGAGAACACAAAGAGUGAGGAAGGUUCUUUGGACAAAACAGACGCAGUGUUGGUGGUCCCGAAGGACCCCACCUUUGCGAGCAAGUGCGGAGUGAGAGAUAGCAGUGAACACAUCUCCAACCACGCCUUCAACCUGAGCCUGGACGACCUGAAGCAGUACACCUUUGAUUUUGGUGUUAUUGCGUUAGAGGUGUCGGAGACGGAGGCCAAGGUACAGCUGAAUCCGCUGCAGCUUCCCAGCAGCAAAUCCAACCUUCAUCUGAGUCAAAGUGAAAAAGAGGAAACAGUGGAUAAAGAGCCGAUAGGUUUGUACCAGAGCUCGUCAAGUCAAUCCACCCUGGACAUGCUCUACCUCUGCAUAAACACAGGCUAUGGACACUCCAUUGUUCAGUGGUCCAACAUAGAGGAGGGGGUUAAUGCCUACCACUUCCAUGGUUUAAAGCCUGGCACCAAUUACACACUUUGUCUCACCUAUGGGGGGCAGGACUGCCAAGUCCAAGUUGUCUUCACAACCAGGAAGAAGAUCCCCUCCCUCCUCAUCAUCGUUGUUGUCAGCAUUUUCCUUCUGGGUCUGGCCACUGUUCCAUUACUGGGGGCCACCUGCUGCCACCUGCUCUACAAGUACCAAGGGAAGACCUACAGGCUGAUCAUGAAGGCGCACAACCCGGAUCAGAUGGAGAAACAAAUGGCCGGAGAUUUUGAUCGCAGGGCGUCUUUACUGGAGUCCGAGAAAACCUUCGACCCCAGCGAGGGGGAUGGCGAGGCCGAGGGGGAGGAAGGGGACGGAGAGGGUGAGGCGGAGGGGAGCGUGGUGACCGAGUCCAUCCCCGGGUCCUCGUCCAAAACCAACCAGGAGGAGUUCGAGAUGGGGUCUGAGUACAGUGACAAGUUGCCGCUGGGCGCGGAGGCGGUCAACAUCUCGGAGGAGAUCAACGGCAACUACAAGCAGCCGAGCCGCUGAGCCGCGGAUCUGUGCGGCUCCAAUGUAAAAUAUUUUGCUUUGAAAUAGCCUACAUCUAAGCAGGUAACUCACCCACUAUUACCACACGUGAAAAACGCCUGAUGAAAGAGGUGGAACUUAUAAUUCUGUCUCUCUCUUUUUCUUUAUACCUCAGAACGUCCGCCAAUCACCGAGAACGUGAAUUGAUUCAUGUGACAUUUGUAGUCUACUGUAAGGUUAAAACGAGCAACACGCGUUUACAAUGCAAGCACAAAUCCGUCGUUUAUUACCGAGACCUCAAAAGCGACAGGACAGCCAUGAAGUGUUUGUUCCCUUUCCGUAGGACAGACAGCGCCGGGCAGCGGCGCGCAGUGCGCAAGCGGCGAGGCACGGAGAGCUGUGCGUAAUCAUAAUGCAAAAAUAACAUUUAUAAAAAAUAUACUCACAGUUUUUAAGAACAGCCAUUCCUAAUAAGCCAUUCCUAAUAAAGUGACAUCAGGGAAAAUGUGCUCUAUCUGUGCAAAGCGGUGAAUGAACCUUUUCUUUUUGGGAAACAAUUCUCACACAUCCUCUCAGGUGUCGGUGCUCCGACUCCACUUCGGUCGUCCAACGUAGCAACAGAUUUGGAUGAUCAUGAAGACGAUGGUGGUGAUGAUGAUUAUAUUUGAAGAUUUAUUACAGACGGAGAAAUUUCCAUUCGGCGUAAUUGCGCACGGCAGCACCCUGCGCGCUGUCCUGUGACUCCAAAAAGGGACAUUUCACUUUCUGGUGCGUUGUGCUUGACGGGAUAUUCCCGGGUUAUUUACCAACAAGCUGUUGUUUCACGUAACGUUUUCUGCUUUAAAAACCAAACGAUUUUGACCUCUUUAAUCGACGGGUGCUUUCUAUGAUAUAGCCAAUAGCCUCCUCUCGCUUUUUUCCGAAUGAACGUGUCCAUGGCAUGUCACACGUAAUUUCCUUGUGUGGUUUCUUAGUGUAGUCUAUAGAGGACUGUAGAUGUUGCUGUCAACAUGUGAUGUAAAGCCAUGUCAAAUGAAAUUUACUCCGAUGGUUUUUUUUACGACGGUAAGUCUAAAAGAAGGACGCGUGUGUGUGCGUCACGACGGCUUCACGUGUCUUGUAAUUUCAAUGCAUAGUGAGUUUUUUUGUGAACUAUGUUGUAAAAACAGAAAUCCCCGUGACCUUUUGAGAGUUUUUGAUAUCAUUUUAUGUACGUGAAAUUAAUAAAACAGAUGAAAACUA